AUGCUGGUUGGAUUCAUCUCCAUCGUGCUGGCUCGCAUCGACCCACUCAUAGUCCGACUCAUUCACACUCCCAUCUUUCACCCCAUCUGUGUACCCCCGCCUGGCUCAUCCAGAGCUGAUGCUGGUGGGAUUCAUCUCCAUUGUGCUGGCUCUCAUCGACCCGCUCAUAGUCCAAUGGGUCAAGAGCCCUUCAUGUCGCCAUCGGGAGUGCACCAACUGCAUCUCUUCAUCUUCUUCCUCGCCCUGGGCCACAUCCUCUACUCGUGCAUCACCAUCAUAAUUGCCCACCGACGGGUAUGGGUGUCAGGCCAGCUGGCCCUCGCCCUGCAGGACUCUGCCUUUCAGCACCGCCAUGGCACUUCUCUUACUUCUCUUGAUGCAUCCUCUUCCCUCAUCCUCGUACCCCCUCUCCUCCCUCCAUGCACACACUCCAGGCCAGCUGGCCCUCGCCCUGCAGGACUCUGCCUUUCAGCACCGCCAAGGACUCGGCCUUCCAGCACCGCCACGGCGCGGAUUUCAAAGCGUCCUCACGCCGUGUCUCCCACUCGCACACAUUCUCCGGUCCCAUCUUCCACUCCACCCGCCUCUUCCGCUCGGGCCCCCUCACCUCCUCCACCACCCCCUCCAUCGCCCAGCGCUCCCGAAGCAUCUCCCACCACAGCAGUGGCUGCUCCCUUCUCUCACUGCUUCCCUUCCCCCGUAUCCCCCCAUGCGCGCACUCCAGUCCCAUCUUCCACUCCACCCGCCUCUUCCGCUCGGGCCCCCUCACUCCCUCCACCAACCCCUCCAUCGCCCAGCGUUCUCAAAGCAUUUCACACCAUGGCAGCGGCGCCUCCUCCUUCCUCUCCCGCCUCCCGUCCUUCUCCUCCUCCUUCCGCCUCCCACAUUCUGCCCCAUUCCCUGCACGAGACUCCUCGUCUGGGCGAUUGA
Molecule: messenger RNA, 930 nt
Organism: Closterium sp. Naga37s-1
Lineage: Eukaryota; Viridiplantae; Streptophyta; Zygnematophyceae; Desmidiales; Closteriaceae
Source: the annotation of a GenBank genome assembly